AUGUGUCGCUACGUCUUCCACCACUAUACCGGCUGCGGCCACAUCGCCAGCUUCGAUUUCCAUAGCUGCGUCGACGUCAUUAAUCUGCUGCGCGGAUUAUCCCAACCAGACUCGAAUUCGCCCGAAGUGUCGUGCACCAACAUCAAGGUCGAACACGACUUGUGCUCCACUAAGAUAGAGGCCUACUGUUUGCAAUGUGAAAUUGACUGGCAGCGCUUGGCCCAAGGCACUGAAGGGGCCGUUCACAACAUCCCAGACUACAUUUCAAUCGAAGGGAUCAACAACCCAGACCCAAUCAUUACCACCAAGAUGCAGUGGCAGGCUCCCAGGUCCGGAAAGCGCGAUUUCAACGACGCCUUUCUCGACCUGGACCUCGAUGGCGGCCACAAGUCCGACAGCAGCAAUGACAGCACCGUCCAACCCAGCACCAUCGCCAAUACUUCAACUCUCAGUUCCCCCGAGCUAUGGCAUGAAUUUGUUGAUGUCCCACUGAACGUCCAUGACCACCACGCCGCAGACGAGGACAAAGAGGAAUGUGGUCCUGGCCCAGCCAAGAAACGUAAUGACUCCAUCUCUGAAGACUACGUGGUGAUCGGUACUGACAUCGUCACCACCCAGGCAGAACGACUUACUAGCGUAGCCAACGACGAAGUCUCGGAGGACGACUUCUAUAUCCUGUGGUUGUCUGACUCCGAGUCGGACUCGGACGAUGGCGAGACAGAAGGCACCAGCAGAUCCCUCAUGCGCCAGUUGGGAAGAUUCACUUUCCGAACCUACCGAUCUACAUCUCGAACCCCUAAUCCCCCUUGUUCACCUCGUACACGUCCUCGUCCGGACGUGCUUCCUCUGUACGUGGGCUUUCCCGGCCAACAGCCGGAAAGGUCGCCUCGGACUCUUCGGCAUUUGUCUAGGGGAAAUUACCUCGAUGCGAGGACGGAGCUGCAGUCGCCUGUGUUUGACGGGUUUCCUGGAAUUCUUCCAGAUGAGGAGGAGUUGGGACUGCGGUCGCCAGGUCUUGUGAUUUUCCCGCGUAUUGUUAUUGAAGAUGUUGAUGAGGAGGGGAAGGGGAAAGAGAAAGAGAAGGUAGAGGUGGGCAAAUCGACUGGUACGGUGUUGGGUCUUCGCGGUGCGAGUUUGGCUUCUGGUUCUGGGUGUGCUGCUGCUGCGUUGAAGGGGCUGAAUAUUGCGAUGCCGAGGGAGUCAUCUUGCUAG
This is a messenger RNA of Aspergillus pseudoviridinutans, 1212 nucleotides long. RefSeq lists its product as uncharacterized. Lineage: Eukaryota; Fungi; Ascomycota; Eurotiomycetes; Eurotiales; Aspergillaceae. The coding region runs from base 1 to 1212 and encodes 403 amino acids. The transcript has a single exon. The record is from RefSeq and is a predicted model, not a curated record.